AUGGGUAAGAGUAAAGAACAGCCAUCGAAAUCAAGACUUCCGGACCUUGGCGGCCCCAUUCGUGACGCGGCAUUUAUUGAACAGGAGCACAGGAAGAAUCUUGGUUCCCGCCCUGACAUAAAACCUGUGUUUGUAGAUAACCCGAAGUCUCCGGUCGCUAAUUUUACCUUUACUCAUCUGGACAAGCAACCUGCUUAUGAAUCAGUUGAGGGCAUUGUUUGUGGUACAUCAGAGAGGGUACACAGGGUGACCGUUACCCUCGAUACGACUCCUCCAGUGCUUGGCAUUGGUGACCACAGAGUAAGGAGAGAUGCUGAGCGGCUCGCAGCGCUUUCAGCUCUCUAUCAACUUCAUGAUACAGGUCAGCUUGACAAGCCCAAGCCCUCAGUAUCCUCGAGUUCUGCUCCACAAGUAAUCGAACUGAGCGAUGGUUCAGUCGUUGACUACGAGCGCGCACGAAGCUUUAUGGACUACUACUGCCGCAGAUAUGGAUUUAGCAAGCCGGACAUCGAGCUGGAAGAACAGCGUCAGGGGCGCGCGAAGUCGACUUGGGCAGCCGUUAUGAUUGUGGGUGACAAAAAGAUCGGCCUGGGCUCCAGCGCAACCAAGAAAGCAGCCCAGAUACAGUGCUACUUGGACGUCGUGCAGUAUCUGCAGCAAUGUGAUCCCGACCUAUGGAAGACUUUCGUGGAGGCGUCCAAAACUGGAAAGGACCUUGGUCUAGCCCCGAAGGUUUACUUCCAGAUCAGCACAAAACUCGAGGAAGAGAUACACAAGCUAAAUGGCGAUAUCAAAAAGAGCACUCUAUACAGGAACAGGCCCGUCAUUGGGUCCAGCUCAGACACUCCAAGAUCUCAACCUGUCCCUGUUCCUGCCCCACGACCGUUCUAUACCCGCAGGUUUCCUCAGGGUUUAUUGACCCAAAAGUCGGAAGAACUCAGGGAACGAAGAAAAAAAUACAUUACGGAUCCAGCGAUGGAAAAGAUGCGAAACACAAGAGCUGCGUUGCCCAUCUAUGCUCGAUCGGAGGAGCUCGUGUCACACAUACGUGAGAAUGAUGUCACAAUUUGCAUGGCUGCGACGGGUUCAGGCAAAACCACGCAGAUACCACAGCUACUCCUGGAUGACCAUAUUGACAGGGGUGAGGGUGCUCGCUGCAACCUCAUUUGCACUCAGCCUCGUCGGCUGGCUGCGCUCAGUGUAGCUAACCGUGUUGCCAAGGAGAGAGGGGAAGUUGUUGGUGAAGGAUCGAUUGGCUACAGUGUCCGUUUCGAGUCGAAAUUGCCAGAAGAGCAUGGCUCCGUCACUUUCUGCACCACGGGGGUGCUACUCAAAAAACUUCAGUCUGCCAUGGCUGAAGGCGGGCUAUCGGCUGCCAGGAUGGACGAGGUGACACACAUCAUUGUCGAUGAAGUCCACGAGCGGGAUGUUGAUACCGACCUCCUCCUCGUUGUUCUCAAGCGCCUCAUGGAUGAUCGCAAGGCUCGGAAUAUCCCACUAAAGAUCGUCCUCAUGAGUGCCACUAUUGAUCCUACGCUGUUUCAAGAAUACUUCCCUGACGAGCGAGGCCAACCGGCAAAAGUAAUCGAGAUCCCAGGCCGCACGUAUCCCGUUACAAAACACUUCAUGGAUGAUUUCAUCCCUACGCUGAGAAACCAUGGCGCAUUAAACUGGGUGUUCCAAGAUGACUUGGUCUCUAAAUACCUCGCUCGUGAGGAAGCUUAUGCGCGGUCUUGUGAGCGCUCAAUGACAGAGGGAGACUCCCGCGUGCUGGGCGGUAGAGACGAAGAGUUAGAUCUACCAUGUCCCUUGGUGGCAGCUAGCAUUUCAUAUGUCUUGCAGCGGUCUAACUCAGGACAUGUAUUAGUCUUCCUGCCUGGGUGGGACGAGAUGUCUGCAGUUCAGAAAAUUCUUCUUGGUGGAAGUAUGGAUAUCAAUUUCAACAAUCCCUCAAAGUACAGCAUUCACCUCCUCCACUCUACCAUUCCUCUCGCCGAACAGCAAGUCAUUUUUGAGCCCCCUCCAGAGGGCGUUCGUAGAAUCAUCCUGGCUACUAAUAUUGCGGAGACCUCCAUAACAAUUCCAGACGUUGUCUAUGUCGUUGACGCUGCAAGGAUCAAGGAACAGCGAUAUGAUCCCGACCGACACAUGUCGUCCCUCAUCUCCGCAUGGGUUGGGUCUUCCAACCUGAACCAAAGAGCAGGGCGGGCGGGUAGACACCGGCCCGGAGAGUAUUUCGGCAUUCUCAGUAAGGCUCGCGCAGCCAACCUUCAUCCUCAUCCAACCGUGGAAAUGAAACGCGUCGACCUAAGCAAUGUCGUCAUGCACGUCAAGGCUCUCAGUUUCCCCGGGAUGGUCAUUGAAGAAGUUCUCGCUGCCGCUAUUGAACCCCCUGAGCCCGACCGUGUCGCCGCUGCCAUGACGAACCUACAGAUGGUAGGUGCGCUGGAUCAAGACAAGAACCUCACGUCACUGGGAAAGGUUCUACUACAACUACCUGUGGAGGUCCAAGUGGGAAGGCUCGUCCUUUACGGAAGCUUUUUCCGGUGUCUCGAUCAGGCUCUUACUCUCGCUGCCAUUCUGACCAAUCGGGAUCCGUUUUUCUCCCCUAUGCACCUGAAGGCUGAGGCUGCUGCUGCUAAGAACAAGUGGUCGCCCAGCGGGUUCAGGUCAGAUCCGCUCACCAUAUUGAAUGCUUAUAACGCAUGGAACGAGAUGCAGCGUCGCGGCGAGUAUAUGGCGGCCAAUCGCUUCUGUAACAACAACUUCCUCUCGAAGCCAACGCUACUUUUGAUUACCAAGAUCCGCGGGCACUUAAUGCAGUCUCUGUACCAAGCAGGAGUCAUUGACGUUUCUGCGGGUGGCAACGUCGCAUCAAUUGAGCCUAGAAGUCGGGAGUUGACCGUACCACCUGAUCUGAACGUCAAUGGCAAAUCCCUUCCUCUCCUGGCUGCUCUGAUAGCAAUAGCUUCCCAGCCAAAGUAUGCUGUUAGGACCGGCGAGAUGACUUACCGCACUCAGAUGGACAAGGCGACCUUUAUACAUCCGGGCAGUGUAAAUCAUCGCAGGCACGCCGUUGGGAAUGACCAGGUCAUGGAAAAACAGCUUUACGCUUUUUCUGAAAAACGACAGAAUUUGUCGAUGGUCGGCUCCAGUCCUCAAACGUAUCUAAUCACCACGACCCGCCUGGACCCUAUGACGUACAUGCUCUUUGGCGCCUACGAGAUCCAAGUCACUGAACGAGGACUGGAGUGUGAUGGCUGGCUGCCAAUCGUCGGUAAUGUCAAUGUAUUGGAUGACAUCCAAUGUUUGAAGACCGUCAUGGAGUCUUGUAUGCUUCGAGUAUUCGAGGGUAUUGUGAUGGCUCGACGAAAGAGACGUCAAGCACUGACUCUCCAGAUUUCGGCUCCGGAGGAAAACGAGAGCGAAUGUGAGGAUGAAGGCACACUCAACAAAGACUACACCCUCUCUGCUACAGAGAUCAAAGAACUAGAUUUCAUGACCACAGACAUAGUACGGAUUCUCAACCGCUACAGCGACGAGCGCAUUGCAUAUCAAUCCUGGUCCAAACCUCGCACCGCGACUCCCGUGGCUUCUCCCAGCCCAUCCUACACACGAUUUCUCCCCUUUGAAUCCAGGUCUGAGUUCUCCACAUCGUAUGGUGUGGGGUCAGCCUACAAUUCAAGGUCUGGUACAUCUAGUUAUCGUUCGUCUGCUUCACGCAGAUUCUAG
Molecule: messenger RNA, 3732 nt
Organism: Suillus discolor
Lineage: Eukaryota; Fungi; Basidiomycota; Agaricomycetes; Boletales; Suillaceae
Product: P-loop containing nucleoside triphosphate hydrolase protein
Exons: 4
Coding region: 1-3732 (1243 amino acids)
Cellular component (GO): intracellular anatomical structure
Molecular function (GO): RNA binding; ATP binding
Source: RefSeq, a predicted model, not a curated record